Molecule: messenger RNA, 696 nt
Organism: Penicillium pulvis
Lineage: Eukaryota; Fungi; Ascomycota; Eurotiomycetes; Eurotiales; Aspergillaceae
Product: HesB/IscA family protein
Exons: 2
Coding region: 1-696 (231 amino acids)
Biological process (GO): iron-sulfur cluster assembly
Cellular component (GO): mitochondrion
Molecular function (GO): iron ion binding; 4 iron, 4 sulfur cluster binding; 2 iron, 2 sulfur cluster binding
Source: RefSeq, a predicted model, not a curated record
AUGGCUCGAUCUCUGUGUUUAUCCACACCCGCUCGCCGGUUAUCCCAGCAACCGUGCCGUCGAUUUCUUUCAACCUCUCGGCCCGCUACACGCCUCUCCGCAUUCUCCGUCGGCGAAAUCGUCCCUCGCCGGAAAACAGUUGUCGCCUCUGCAUCCCUAUCUAGACCCUCCGUUCUGCAACCUUUGAUCUCCUGCUCUCGCUUGCGUGCGCCUGGUGCCUCGUUCUCAUCUUCGUCCGUUCGGCCGGCCACCAAGGUUACUCAGAACCCAAGGGCCGGAGAUGAUGGAGAGACACUCAUGAUUAAUAUCUCACCUCGUGCUGUAGAGCGCCUUCGCGAUAUCACUGAUCCAUCCUCCUCUCCCUCAGCCACUAAAGAAGAAAACCCCUACCACCACCUUCGCAUCACGGUCACCAGUGGGGGCUGUCAUGGUUUCCAGUACAUGAUGUCGCUCGAGUCAGCGUCCAAGAUUGACGCCGAGGAGGACACUGUUUUUGAAGGUGAGGAGGCUGAGGGUGUACCCGCGAACGCCGCUGGAGAAGCCAAGGUCGUUAUGGACGAACCUUCACUGGAACUUUUGUCUGGCAGUACAGUCGACUAUACGACCGAGUUGAUUGGAAGCCAGUUCACGAUUGUGGAUAACCCACGAGCAACCAGUAAUUGUGGCUGUGGAACAAGCUUUGAUGUGAUGGAUUGA